Molecule: messenger RNA, 657 nt
Organism: Leptosia nina
Lineage: Eukaryota; Metazoa; Arthropoda; Insecta; Lepidoptera; Pieridae
Source: the annotation of a GenBank genome assembly
AUGGAAGAAACAAGAAGUGUAGAGGACACUCCCGCAUCACAAAGACUUACCAAUGAUGACUUCAGAAAGCUACUCAUGACUCCAAGAUCCACCCCAGCAGGAUCACAUCCUGUUGGUUCUGUGCGUGAAGCUAUGGCAAAUGCUGGGUCCAUGCCACCUCCCGCUGAAAACAAAAGUGAGCUACGACGUAAAAAGAAAUCUUACUAUGCAGCCUUGAAGAAACAAGAAGACAAUAAGCUCGCUGAACUCGCGGAAAAGUACAGAGACAGGGCACGUGAAAGAAGGGAGGGUGUCCAGGAUGUAAACCCACUAGACCCUAUGAGUAAUACUACUAGUGCUUAUAGAGCUGUAGCACCUGAUGCAAAAUCUGGAAUGGAUGCAAAGGAGAGGAGACGUCAAAUGAUUCAGGAAUCCAAAUAUCUUGGUGGUGACAUCAACCAUACGCAUUUGGUGAAAGGUCUCGACUAUGCAUUGUUACAAAAGGUUCGUUCGGAGAUACAGACCCACGAGCAAGACCAAGAGGCUGAAAUGGAGCGAUUGGCAGCUGCACCCAUUGAGGUUAUCAAGGAGAAGAAGGAAAUUCCUGUUGAAGAAGAAAUGCAAUUUGAAACUACAAUUGGGAAAAACAUCUACAAUAUGAUUCUAGAGCAAAAGUAA